Perca flavescens (yellow perch) is the source of this 1992-nucleotide messenger RNA. RefSeq names its product immune-associated nucleotide-binding protein 12-like. Gene Ontology annotation, molecular function: GTP binding. Lineage: Eukaryota; Metazoa; Chordata; Actinopteri; Perciformes; Percidae. The transcript has a single exon. The coding region runs from base 46 to 1941 and encodes 631 amino acids. The record is from RefSeq and is a predicted model, not a curated record.
GAGACCAUCCAGAACACAUUCAGCUCUGCAGUCAAUGACUUCACUAUGAUCCUGUUCACAGUGGAGUCAGAUCCUAAAGCUCCAGCUGUUGUUAACUUUCUAAAGGGUAACAAGGACAUCCAGGAGUUCUCUGAGAGCUGUAGAGGAAGAUAUGUUCUCAAUAUCAACGACAAGCGGCAGAUCCCAGAGCUGUUGGAUGGUGUGGAAAAGAUGAGAGUCGCUGAGUCCAGAUUCUUCACAAAGGACAUGUUCACCAAGGCUCAGAUGAAGAAGGUUGUAGAGCAGGAGAGAGCUAAUGCGAGACUUAAAGCUGAACUGCGUGAUGUUAAAAAGAAGAGUGAGAUGGAAGGUGAUGAUAAACAUCAGAGCAGAGAGUGUCUCAGGAUGGUGCUGAUUGGGAAGACUGGCAAUGGGAAGAGUGCAACUGGAAACACCAUUCUGGGCAAAGAACAGUUUACAUCUAAAGGGAGCUUAAAAUCUGUCACUAAGUUUUGCGAGAAAGCAAAAGGAGAGAUUGAUGGACAGCCUGUUGCUGUGGUCGACACUCCCGGCUUGUUCGACACGACUCUGUCCAAUGAUGAGGUUCAACAGGAGCUUCUGAAAUGCAUCAGCAUGUUGUCUCCUGGACCUCAUGUCUUCUUACUGGUGCUGCAGAUUGGUCGCUUUACACAGGAGGAAAUGAACUCUGUGGAACUGAUCAAGAAAUAUUUUGGUAAGAAGUCAGGAGACUUCAUCAUCAUUAUAUUCACCAGAGGAGAUGAUCUCAGUCAGUCAAUUGAGAGUUAUAUAGAAGACUCAGAUGACUAUUUUAAAAAACUGGUACGUGACUGUGGAGGAAGAUACCAGGUCUUCAAUAAUAAGGUUACGAAUGAUAACACACAAGUCAGAGAGCUGCUGAAGAAGUCCAACAAAAUGAUGAAACAAAAUGGAGGCAACUGCUACACCUCAGAGAUGUUCCAAGAGGCUGAGGAAGCCAUACAGAAGGAAGUGGAGAAGAUCCUGAAGGAGAAAGAAGAAGAAAUGCAGAGACAGAGGGAGGAGCUUCAAAGAAAACAUGAGGAGGAAAUGGAAGCAGUGAAGAGAAGAAUGGAACAAGAGAAAGCAGAUAUUGAACUUGAGAGAGCCAAACAACUGGAAGAAAUGGAGGAAAACAUCAAGAAGGAGCGCAAGGAGAGAAAGAAAGAACAGGAAAUGAGAGAAGAAGAAGACACAAAGAAGAGAACGCAGGAAGAACUUCAACGACAGGAGUGGGAGCAAAAACUUGGAGCUCUUAAGUCAGAAUCAGAAGAAAAGUUGGAGCAGAGUAAAGAAGAGAUGAGAAGGAAACGAGAGGACUGGGAAAAGGAAAGAGAUGAAUGGUGGGACAAACGAAAUCAAGAAAAUGAACAGAAACGACAUGAGGAGCAAACAAGACUUAAAAAACUCCAAGAAGAAUAUGAGCAGGAAAGAGAAAAAUAUGAAAAGAAAAGAAAAGAAGAAGAUCGAAACAGAAGAGAACAGGAGGAAAAGGAGAGAAAAGAAUUGGAGGAAAACUAUAAGAAACAACUGGAGGACAUGAAGAAGAAAUAUGAAGAGGAGGCCAGAAAACAGGCUGAAGAGUUCAAUGAGUUCAGACAGAAAUACACCAAGGACUUCACAGCGUUGGUCGAGAAGCACAUGGAGGAAAUACAGGACAUGAAGCGAAGGCAUGAGAGACAGAUGCAAGAGGAUGAAAAGAGCCAUGGUCAAAAGUACAAUCUGUUACAAGACCUCUUAACUCACAAAGAAGAAACACUGAAAGGAGAAAUAAAGGAGUUGAAGAGAACGCAUGAAGAAAAAAUGGAAGACAAAGAAAGCCAAUCAAGGGUUUUAAAAGAAGAAACAGAGAAGUUGAGGAAACGGCAUGAAGAGGAAAUGAAAGAGUUGAAAGAAAAAUACCAAAACAAAUGUAUCAUCCUUUGACCUCCCCACUGACUCUUGAUCAUUAUGAUGUUAAACAUUUUUUGAACAUCU